AUGUUUUGGAAACAUAUCACAUUCAGCAGAGGGUCCAUCUAUGCCGAGUGUAUGAACUCAACUCAUAAGUAUGAGGGAGAAAUCACGGAAUUGGAAACGUCGAUGUUGACACGACCUCGUAAGAGAUCUAACACUGUUGAUAAGGCUCCGCAAAGAAAGGUCAUCAAGCUUGAAGAUGCGCAAAAGAGCAAUAUUGCCACACGACAGGUCCCGCUGAUUCUAUAA
Molecule: messenger RNA, 225 nt
Organism: Sclerotinia sclerotiorum 1980 UF-70
Lineage: Eukaryota; Fungi; Ascomycota; Leotiomycetes; Helotiales; Sclerotiniaceae
Exons: 2
Coding region: 1-225 (74 amino acids)
Source: RefSeq, a predicted model, not a curated record